AUGCAAGAAUAUGUGGUUGUUGUUGUGACCGCAGUGGUCGGGAUUUUCUUUAUUUGUCUGAUAAUCGCUCUCUGCAUUUGUUUAUUCAAAAAUCGAGCGCCGAUGAAGAGAAAAAAGCCGGAAAGAGCGACGAGUAGAGUUUAUCCCCGGAUCUCUUCUCCGAUCUACGCCAUCUCGCACAACUCGAUUGACAAGAAGAACAGCGGGAGUUUUGGCGGGGAUACGCUAAGGAAAUUGUCGAUGUUUGAACGGAAACGACCGCAAGCUUUCCAGAAAUCUUUCUACGGUUAUGAGGACAGUCCAAGAGUUGCACAUAAGGAAUAUCUCGAUUUUUCCCAAAUCGAAUCAAUCCUCCCAAUGAAACAGACUCGAUCGCAUCAAACUCGACCAACUCUUGAAUAUUAUCAAACAGAGUAUUAUCGAACGGAAAGAAGUCAACAAAAAUCCGAGGAUCAAGGCUCAUUUGACAGUGAAGAGACAGCGAGUACACAUAUGAGUAAAGAGAGUUUAGAGGAACAGCCAAAACCCCAAUUAAUCGGAAUCUCUGUGAUUGAGGAUCGGCCAUUCUCCGGAAAUCGUCGUUCUUUCGACGAAUGGCAAUCGGCUUUAAAUUCGACAGCGCUAAACGCCGGCAUUUCUUCUCCAGAAAACUCGACUUCACCAAAUUUCACAAAUUUUCAACCAGUUCGAGAGAUUUACCGUGAAAAUAAUGUCUCUUUUGAUAAAAAG
Messenger RNA from Mesorhabditis belari, 729 nucleotides. The record is from the annotation of a GenBank genome assembly. NCBI's taxonomy places the organism in Eukaryota, Metazoa, Nematoda, Chromadorea, Rhabditida, Rhabditidae.